This is a messenger RNA of Epinephelus moara (kelp grouper), 7890 nucleotides long. It is a transcript of the gene egr3, whose product is annotated as early growth response 3. Gene Ontology annotation, biological process: regulation of transcription by RNA polymerase II. The record is from RefSeq and is a predicted model, not a curated record. The transcript is spliced from 4 exons. The coding region runs from base 1839 to 3071 and encodes 410 amino acids. Gene Ontology annotation, molecular function: DNA-binding transcription factor activity, RNA polymerase II-specific; RNA polymerase II cis-regulatory region sequence-specific DNA binding. Lineage: Eukaryota; Metazoa; Chordata; Actinopteri; Perciformes; Serranidae.
UUCAAUUUCAAAAUAGUAGACUUAAUAGGAAAGUGAAUCAGCAUACCUUAAUGGGUGAUGUGAUGAUGAAAAUGCACCAAAAAGCUUCUGCACGUUUUAAUUACCUCCUCCUUAGAAAUGUGCAACCAUUAAAUUUGUUAUAGUCAAUCAUAUUGUCAUGUGAAAGGCACGUUACUCUUAUUUUAACUUCAUUUAAAGUGAAGUUUCUCCACUGUGUGACUUCAUACUAGUCAUAUCAGAUGAAAGACAUUCAAUGUAAAGAUAUAAGGUCUUUUGGGGAGUUUUUUAGUUAUCAGAGUGUCAUUUCUGGUUGAUAGGUCAACCUAAUAAAUAGAAAAUAUCUCUCAUGUCAUGCUGUCAACAUUACAGGAUACAUAAUCAUAACAACUAUAGAGGCUUUUGCAAUAUGGCAUUAAGGAUAUACAGUUACUGUCGGUAUAACAGGAACCAUUUUAUCUUUCCAGAUCUCUCACUAACAGCAAGGAACAACAGUUGUAGUCUUCCCCCAUGGAGCCUGGAAAAUACAAAACUAAUUUGACUAUAUAUCCACAGUGCCUGGGCAGUUUUCCACUGUGCUUUAAAAUGAGCUUGCGCUUCCAUGGAAUCCCCGUAUGCAAAGGAGCUGGGACGCUGCAAUCAAAGGGAUCUAACGCUGUCGACAAACACUGCAGGCCGGCCCUGUGUGACCCAGUUCACAGUCGAGGAAAUAAGCCUGCCACAGGUAGGUGUUCCAGCUGGGCUGGCCAACUUUCCAACCACAGAGCCACACAAACGCUUCCCCUGAGGAGACACACCAUAGCGCAGUAAGUCCUCAGUCUGACCUGAGGGGAUUCUCUCAUUUGUUUGCAUCCAUGAACAUGAGAGACUUUUCCAUGGGUUUCCCGCUGCAUUGAUCAACCUGUGAUGGACUUCAUGGACUGGACAAAAUAACAGGGACAACAUACAAUCUAAUGUAGUAAUCCUGCAUCAAACAGUUUAUAAGCUUAUGAUAUCAUUUAUGUGUAAACUGUAUAAUUUAAGAGGUCAUAGGUCAUAGCCUUGUUUUGUAUGACAUUAUACCGUCAGGCUUUCCUAUUAUGUAGUCCAAACCAAGUGUAACUAUUACGUUUCUUGGUAAGUUUAAUUAUGCAAUGGUAUUCAAAUAAGUGUAUGAAUUCAUUCUCUAGAGGUGUGUUCAAGUUAAUUCAGAAAAUAUUUCAUUUAAUAUUAAGGUAUUAAUUUGUUUCUGAUGCAGUUUGCUUGAUAGGAGUCAAACUUUUAAUAAGCAGUCCAGAACUGCAGUCACUGUAUCACAAGCUAAAAACAGGGACAAAAGCACAUCACAAAUGACCAAUUUAACUUUCUGUGCUUUUUGACCUGGACCAAUGUACAAAAAGUGAUACAGAGACCCAGUUUAGGGAGUGAGUCAGUAUGAGUCCGAUGAGUAAUUUAACAUAAAUAAUCUAUGUUUGGUCUGACACAAGAGUGUCUAAUGUUGAAUCAAGUCCAUCAGGAUCAUUGUUGUCUGUUCUGUUGAUUCAAGGCGCACAAGACUGUGGACAAGAUGCCCUGAGAGGACUCUGCUCUGCCUGCUGGCGCGACUGCUGCUCGUAAAAACACGCAGACGUAUACAUGGAGGACUUGCCUGUGGAGGAGAUAACCGGCGCUGCUCGUCCUCCGCGGGAUACUUGGAUAGCUACAGCAACAGGAUCCAUCCCUGCUCCUCUCCCAUCUGAUUUUUUCACGCCUGAUCCACACCUGUGUUUUCCACUUUGAGAACACCCGCUGUUUUUUUGUGUGUGUAACUUGGAUACCUGCGCGUUGUCCUUUUUAUAAAUGUCGGACUGAAUAUAACUGCUAUGACAGGGAAACUAGCGGAGAAGCUCCCUCUUACGAUGAGCAGUUUAAUAAACACGAUCCCUGACAGUCUCUACCCAGAAGAGGACAUCCCGACGUCUAUGAAUAUUUUCACCAGUACGGAAUCUAUUAACCACUAUUCACAGAUGAACACAGAUAAUAUCAUGGAUCUGGGCAUGGGAAGUGAGAAGGCAACAGCAGAGAUUCAGUAUGGAUCCAGCUUCCAGUCCAACCGCAGCGGGCAGACUGUCACCUAUCUGGGGAAGUUCGCCUUUGACACUCCUCCGUCAGGUGGCAUCGGUGGCUCUGGCUGGUGCUCUGAUAACAAUAUCAUCAGUCUUGUCAGCGCGGGGAUCCUGGGCGUUUCUCCAUCGCCCGGCACGGUAACGACGCAGACAUCUUCCUCCGCAGCCAGUAUGGGCGGACAGACGUCAGAUAUGGAGCAGGUAUACGGUCCGCCACUGCCUGCCUAUUCCACCUGCAGUGACCUGUACCAGGACCAGGUCUCCUUCCACCACAGCCCCGCCACCAGCACGGCUCUAGCCUACCCUGGCAAUGACUAUCACUCCACAUCCAAAGCCUCCAUGGAUGGCAGCCUUUUCUCCAUGAUCCCUGACUACAACCUUUUCCACCAUCAGGGCGAGGUUGGCGUGAUGGAGCACAAGCCCUUCCAGACCAUGGACCCCAUCCGAGUCAACCCUCCACCCAUCACACCCCUGGAGACCAUCAGGGCGUUCAAAGACAAGCAACAGAUCCACCCAGGGUUCAUCGGCGGGCAGCAGCACCCUCCUCAACACCACCCACCGCCACAGACUCUCACCCUCAAACCCAUCCGACCACGGAAGUACCCCAACCGUCCCAGCAAAACCCCUGUCCACGAACGGCCGCACGCCUGUCCGGCGGAGAACUGUGACAGACGCUUCUCACGCUCAGACGAGCUUACACGUCACCUUCGCAUCCACACAGGUCACAAACCUUUCCAGUGCCGAAUAUGCAUGCGCUCCUUCAGCCGGAGCGACCACCUGACCACACACAUCCGCACACACACAGGCGAGAAACCCUUCUCCUGUGAGUUCUGUGGACGCAAGUUUGCCAGAAGUGAUGAGCGAAAGAGACACGCAAAGGUUCAUCUGAAACAGAAGGACAAGAAGCCAGCUGACAAGAGCAGUGGGGCGGCUGGGAGCCACAGCUCGCCGCCCAGCUCCUGUGGGGGGCCGACAGUGGGAACGUCAUGACCGUCACUACGUGCACUUGGACUGGACCCUCACCAUGCCUCCUAAAGAGACUUAGGAAGAAGGGAUCACGUCCACUAUGAGAUAAAUAGGUGACUCUUUUCCUCUCUUUUACAUCCCCUGCUGUUUUCAGUUCCUUCUAUUUUGAGAUGGAUGCCUUUAGUUUAAGUCAGAGGGGAAAGGCUGCUACGCCCUUCUCCUCCAAGUAACUCAGAGCCUCAGCUACUGUAACACAGUGCCAACACACAGAAGGGCACCAUGGCACAUUCUGUCCACAAGGCCACUGUGUAUCUAUAGGUUUAUCUACAGGAUACACUGUUGUAAAUUUUACCGAGAAUUUCUAAAUUGGAAGGAAGCCAGAUCCAUCACAGGAGUCAAAAACAGACAAAAUUACAAUGGAGUUUAGUUUAAAGGGUGAGUUGUCUGGGAUGUAUGCAUUAAUUCUAUUAGGCUGUUUAAAAGUGCAAUUGGUUAUAUUUGUGUACUGUCAUGGAUACCUUAUUAGUGGCACUUCUUUUUGUUGUUUUCAUUGAGGUGUCGUGUUUUUUUUUAUAAUUAUUAUUUUCUAUUUGAAUGUUGUUUUCUCGAAAGAAUGUGCCAAAUGUAUUGUGGUGAUACAGCCAACCUUGUUCUUAUUAUUGUGCCUGACAUUUGCCAAACAUAACAGUGAUAUCAGCUUACAGCACACAUGUCGAGUUAAAAGGAAGAUCAGAUUCAAACACCGUAUCUCACAUUUAGAUUUACCUGCACAAUUUGGUGAAGUGUAGUUAACGACUGAAUGGGUUACACAAAGCAACUGAUGUCUUGUCCUAUCACAUGUGCUUAUAAAAAGAAACAUGCCUGCAGCAAUCAAUGCCUUUGCCAAUACUUAUUUAUUUGUCGUCACUGAGAGACACUGUGUAUUUUUGUUGCCUGUUUAUGUGGUGUGACCAGAUAUAAUUUCUGUUGCUUUUUUUAAAAGCUCACCAAUACUGUUCAUUUUUUCAGUUUUCUUGAGUUCUGCAAUUAUAUGCAACAUAUUUGUGACAUAUGCCACCAACCGGUAAAUCAAGUUAACUAAGAGCACAGUUAUACAGACUGAACUACUUAUAUAAAUGACACUGGGUUGCAAACCAGCAGUAUAUGAAAACAAAGCUGAAUGAUUCACAGUGUAAAAAGACGAAACUACUUGAUUUCAAUCACAAAACGAUGAGCAGCAUAUGGUAAAGAGAAAAAUUAAAAUGUCCAAAUCCAUGUUUACAUCUUUUUUAAUACAAAGAGACUGAGACUGAGUUGUAAAGUAAGGACUUGUUGUUUUUGUACAGUAUACAAACAUGUAUGCAGGUAGCUACAGUAGAAGUUUCACUUUUGUACUCAAAUGUCAAAUGCACCAUAACUCAGUAUUAAAUUGUGCAUAUAUGUGCAUGCCUACAUGCACACUAUGUAAAUACAAAUGUCUGCAUAAACAAGAACUUUCAAUUGACUGAAUGCUUGUGCGGAAUGUGUCUUAAAGUUUUAGUAAUGUAGUUAUAAUACAGAAUAUUUUGUUGUCAUAGGUCACUGCAGAAAUUUUUUGGAGCACUGCAAUAGUGCCAAAUAUGGUGUGUUAUCUUCCAUAAAAGAAAAAAAGAAUAAUAGCUUUUGCACCAUUUGUACGUUUUAAAGUGGUAACUGGUUUAAGGAAGCACUAAUGUGUUCUCUGAAUAAACAGCAAGAUUUUUUUUUUUUUACAUUUUAUCUCCAUUAUAGUCGCAAUCACUUAUUUCAAUUAACACAUUUUCCCCAUCGCAUAGAAAACACUGGUUGUAGAUACAAGACUUAAUAAUUGGAUCCUUUCUUGGACAAAAUACAUUACAGAGCAGUGCCAAUAUUUUGCACAUUCCUGAUUGAUCUUUGUCCUGUAGAAGGAAAUCGCUCUCUUAUCAUUCAGUGAAACAUUUUGUGUAGACUCAUCUCUUCCAUUGCCCUCUAUGGGAACUUUAAAGUGUGUUAUAACAAUACUGACAAAUGUUAAACAAUGAGCACAUGUGAUGAACCUGCCAGCAUAAUUGCUUUUCCUUUGUUAUAACUAAUCUCUCUAAAUCAGGAAGACUGCAUUAUGGCUCUGUGGAGCGAAAUUCAAGAGUAAUAACCUCGUCCAUGUGUUAAGUUAGUUUCCGAUUUUAUCCUUUAAAAUUAUUGCUCUAAUACCAGAUAAAUGUCUUCUGGUUAUUGGCAGUGCUCUCUGACUAUUAAGGAGUGUGUGCUGUAUACAAGGCAGAGUUUAUAUAAACAUUGUUAUCAGCUGGAAAAAAUAUAUAAUAUCGUACCAGUCAGGAGACACGGCAAUCAGACUUAAAGAGAAUAUCGACUGACAAAUGCAAAGGCCAAAAGAGAGGUUCAGAAAAGCAGUGCCACAGAGAACACAGUGCAUGCAGAAACGAGCUUCCAAGGCCAUGCUUCCCUUUCCUCCUGUAACAACCAGUUUUCACUGCUGAGCUUCCUGGCAAGGGUCCACUUAUUUUCCAAUUAAUUUGGCCUCAGAGAGUCUUUUCUCAACUCAUCUACAUGGUUAAAUGAACAGACCUCCUUGCACUUUUCCAGAUAGUUUAAAAAUUCACACACCCUGUAACAUCCAACUGUAAAUCAAUAGUUUAGUAUCAUUAAAAAAAACUAUUUUAUUGCAUGGACGGUCAUUGACAAAUGGAACUUUUCUUGCUCAUCCCCAUAAAAUUCAAUUAAAAUCACAAGUUAACAUACUGAAAAUGUAACCUUUGACACAUGACAUUACACAGCAUUCCUUUUUCUAAUCCCAGAUAAUUAGCUUCAUGAUAACGAAGAUUCAAACAUUAGAUGUGGAUUUUCCGAGUUAAAUCCUGCAAUAAGUGAUGGCCUCUAAUGUGAACAUCGUGUAGCAGACAGCCUCAUGGAGUCAGCACAAAAGAAUAUAUAUAGCUUGUGAGGUGAUAGGACAUACAAAAUGUUUAUCUAGAAUAAUUAGAUGUUAGACACUGUUCAUUAUAGACUCAUUUUGAAUUUAUUUGACCAAAAAUGAUGCUCUUGCGUGUUCUUGAUUUGACACGUUGCUGGUGAGAAUGGAUGUUUUUAAUUAUAACAUAUAGAAUGUGGCCUCCGCUAAGAGAAAACUGUGUUUAUGUUUGCUUUGUGUUGAGGAAUGAUGCAGAGUGAGGCGGAGACUACACCAAACUAUUUCCACAUCUAAAUGAAGCCAUGUAAUUACAACUUUGCAAACUCAAUAUUUCAUCAGUCAUAUCCUCUCGCUGUGUUUGUCACUUUUGUUUCGUGACACUUUUGUAAUGGACGGAUAGAUUUUGUAGAAUUUAUAUGAUCCCCUCCAUCCCACUCCCUCCAUAUAGUUUGGUGGUUGAACAACAAUGCAGGCUGCACCACGUUCGGCUGAACAAUAAUCCUUCUGUGUAAUGUGUGUGAAUGCUAUAGAUAUAUGUCAAUGACUCUGUUAAACAAACCCAACAACCCCCUCUUAAUAAUGCUUCUCCAAGAAUAAUUUAUUUUAUGUUUUUAUGGUUUAUUGUCCAAAAGUGGGCGGCUGAACGCUCUGAAAUUGGAAUUUGCCUCAUCCUCAUUCUCUGCUCCAUGUUGGAUCUGCGCCAACAUCAGCAGCCAUCUUUGUGCCAAACUGGGUUGCAGGGUUGGCUGAUCAAAAACAAUAAUGAGAUGAGAACUCCACAGGAGAAACAAAUCAUAAAUGUGACCUCAGUCUGCUUGCAGUUGAAGGCAGCCUUGUGCUAAUGUUUGUGUUUAACUGUUUGAUUUAGUCUCCGUGAAGUUGGCCUCGGGCAGGGCAAUAGGCUUGGGCUCAUUUGUGACAAUUAAUAAUUUCAAGAUUUAAAAAACAACAACUCAUGUUUGAAGAGAUUUCAAUAAUGUGUAGAUAUUAUAGGCUACUCAUGUCAUUUUAUGGACUACAGGGUGGCUUCAGGGAUUUUGUGGUCUUCAACGGUGACACUAUGGUGUUCAGAUGGAGUCGAUACUCACUGUUUUCUGUUGUGUUGUGUUUCCUUUUCAUUACAGUAUAUCCUCAUGUUUGCAUGUGCACGGAAAUGUUCCAAAGUGCUGCCCCCAGAUGCUGUGGGUGGUGCUCAUUUCUUUAUUAUGCAUGAAAAUAAGUCACAUUGGGUGAAAUGGGAUAAACCUAACAACAAUUCAAGACAGACAAUUGAAAACACACACUGGGAUAACUGUUCUGUUGGCUUUUUUUUUUUUCUUUUUUUUUCCAAGAAAACAAGGGGUCUUGUUUAAAAUGUUGUGGAUGUCUUUAGCCUAUUUCAUGUUUUUAUUACCUUAUAAUAAGGUCCUUUUAUGAUGAGCUGAAUAUUGAAAUGAAUUUUACUAUAUCCUUGUGAUGGGGAGACAAGCUCCCCUGUUUACUCGGCACUUCAGUUUGUUGUAAUGCAAUUGUUUUGUUAUUUCUAUGUAAGUACUUGAAUAAAGAAAAAUAUCACUUGCCUUCAGUUUACUUGGGUCUCUCCUUGCACGCGCACACACGCACGCCUCUCGUAUACCCGACACACACAUAUAUGAUAAUUAAGCUUAUGAAUAUGGCUAAAUAUACACACAUUUUAUAAUAGUAUAUGAACAUUAGUCGUGCUCUAUUACUGUAUGAGCAAAGUGUAACGUUUACCGUAUUUUAUUCGCUGUCUGCGGAAGCGGGGCGGCUAAGCUCCGGACUUCCUGUUUAAAGCUCGACUGUUGACUGGUAGAAAGGGAUGAAGUCCUCGGAAGAUAAAACCAUCCAAUGAAACCGGAAUAAAAGUUCAGUCAAAAUGAGCUGGAUUCCCUUCAAGAUCGGACAACCAAAGAAGCAGAUUGUCUCUAAAACCGU